Rhopalosiphum maidis (corn leaf aphid) is the source of this 3741-nucleotide messenger RNA. Its product is annotated as probable RNA helicase armi. Bases 648 to 3668 code for a protein of 1006 amino acids. Gene Ontology annotation, molecular function: helicase activity. NCBI's taxonomy places the organism in Eukaryota, Metazoa, Arthropoda, Insecta, Hemiptera, Aphididae. The record is from RefSeq and is a predicted model, not a curated record. The transcript is spliced from 15 exons.
GCUCAUAAAAAAAAAAUUGUUAUAAAUGUUUGCAGAAUUUAGAAUAGUUUCAUAUUCAUCCAGUAGCUUAUACAGGAAUUAUUUUCACUGUGGGCCAGUUUACCACCAGCAUGGCUGCAUAUACAACUGGAGCGUUGUUUUAGGUGGCCGAGUGGUUUUAAUAAGGACAAAAAUAACACAAAUCCUGACUGCGCCACUGCAUUAAAAUAUAACUGUAAAGUGUAAGUCUGUAACGAGUGUAAAGACUAAAGACUGUACCUAUUGGCUAUUACCAUUGAUUCUAAAUACAAUUGUACUUAUAACCAACGCUAUUAGCUUGUUUCGUUUUAAUAUUAUUUGUUGUUAUCAGUCAGCGCUGCGGUUCAAAAAGGAACAUCCCUUCCGCGCACGCACAAUAGCGCAUACCUCAUUUAACCGCGUUAACGAUAAUAAAUUGUACCGUGUUAUACCGUUAAAUUAUCAAACUAUAAUAAUAUAUACAUACUCACGGCACAUGGCUUAUUCCGGUAUUUAAAUUUCACACUAUUCCACAGAUGUAUUUAAUACUCAAAUGUAUACAAUAAAAUUAUUCCCCAUUUCGUGCUUCUGGUUGCCCGAAACAGCGUUUUAAAUUAGCAUACCAGUCUUCGUAUUUUCAUUUAGACACCAUGUCCUUGCUGAACAAUAUCUGGAGUUGGGUGACCGGAAAAACCGAUGUAUCUGAAUUGCCGAAAAAUAUUUGUUUUGAAAGAGAUGUGUCACCAGAAAAUGAUUUUUGGAUAUCGUGUAUUUUGAACCCAUCAUUAGAGAUCAGAUAUGUGAACGGUAUAGUUACAAAAAUAUUGGACACUGACAAGUGUCUCAUUGACAAUAAAUACCAUUAUCAACCGAAAACCGAGAAAGAAAUUCGUAACUUCCCAUACAUAGAGCUCAACAGUCCAGUCAGGAUUUCACUCUACAGAGAAAAGAACUCUAACAAUACAGAAUGGAAGGUUGCAAGUUGUUUCCUAUCCAAAGACGGCCCUCGUCAUCAGGCCAAUAUAAUCAGAGCAAACGAGUCUGUCCGUGUUCUCCUCGAUGAUAACGGACCAACUUCCCAAGUUGAUGAUAUUGUUGAAGAUGAUGAUAACGAUAAUCAAAUGACUAUUGAAGUAUUAGGUGACAUGCCUAAAGUAAUUGGUUUUGAACAAGAAACUUUUAUACAGAUAUUAUUUAGAAAUAACAGCUAUGUUGAGGAGAAAACAUUAAAUGAUUAUCAAACCAUGCAAGGAAACAAAGUACAACUGUCAAUUGUUAAUAAAAAUAAGUUGCCUAUAAUAAUUGGAGUGCAAUCUGAAUAUAUUUUUGACAUUACUCUCAAAGGAAAGUAUUUAGGAAAAUCUACUGAAAAAGUUGAAUUUAUUUUUGAAGAUAUUACUUAUAAAGUAGGCAUAAACAUUGAUGUUACUGAUUCAAGAAUAAUUCUUCCGUGUAAUCCAACUGCUUAUUCUAGGAAAGAUAUUGAUAUGCAAAGGUUAUUUGAAUUACAAAAUGAUCCAAUAGUUCCUGGUAUUCGAAAAGGCAAUAAAGUACAGUUUCCAACAGUCCGUUUAGCACAAUGGAAUAUUCCAUCUCAGUUAACAAAAUGUUACUGGUUAGAAAAUGGAAAAUUCAAUCAAAACAUAAUAACUGAAGUUAAAGAGAAUAUUAAAAAAUUGUAUCCAGCUGCUUUUGAAAUUCUUACCUAUGAAAACUACAAAGCAAAAUAUCAUAUUCUUUUAUUCAUGGAAGAAGUAGAAAUAACAGCCGCUCUUCAAAAAUAUGCUCAAGAAAGAAUACAUUUUGAGAAUGCAGGUGAAUAUUUAGUUCUAAAAAUACCUAAUCUGUCUGAGCAACGGCCCUCAUUAAUUGCUGGUGAUCGUAUAGUAGUUACAGAUCCACCAAAUUGUACUAAAAGAUUGGGUGAAUGUGGACGGUAUGAAGGAAUAAUUCAUAAGGUUUUAGCAAAUGAAGUAUGGUUAAAGUUCGAUCCAGAAUUUCACAGUAUAUGUGGCCAUUGGGAUUACAGUGUCAAUUUUUUCAAUGCCAGAAUGAUGUAUCGAAAACAACAUGAAGUCAUCAAUGAAAUGUGGAAAAAGAACAGAUUAGGCGAAUCAUUCUUGUUUCCAUACAGGGAUUCCUUGGAAUACCAACCAUCAAAAUUGAAGAUCUUAAGCCAUGAUAAGAUAAAUACAGAUAACACCUAUGAGGAUAAUUUAAAAAAAGAUAGCAAUACCCUAUUACCACAACCAAAGAUUGUACAAAAAAUCAGAUGGUUUAAUAAUAUAUUGAAUUUAGAACAAAAAAGUGCUGUUAUUAAUAUUCUGAAAGGUGAAGGGAGACCAAUGCCUUACAUUAUAUAUGGACCUCCUGGCACUGGUAAAACAAUAACCAUGACAGAAAGCAUUAUUCAAGUUUAUAAAGAAUUCCCUAAAAGCAAAUUGUUGAUUUGUGCUCCAACCAAUUCUGCUGUUGACAUGUUACUGUCUAAACUUGUAAACUCUGGUUUAUUUAAUAACUCUAUUAUGAAGCGUUUAGUUGGCUAUAAUCAUUUUAUUAGUUUGUCUUAUAACAUGGAUUAUGAUGAAUAUUGUGUUUUACCUGAACUUGACAGUUCAUAUAACAAUGGUGAAAUAGAUUCUAGGUUAAUUAAAAAACAAGAUAUUCUCAAAUUACGAAUAGUUCUUGCCACCGAAGGCACAGCUGGAUUAUUGUAUAUGAUGGGCUUAAAAGGUGGAACUUUCACUCAUAUAUUUAUAGAUGAAGCUGGACAAUCAACAGAACCAGAAAUGUUAUUACCGCUUUCAUUUUUGGAUCCAUACCGAGAUGGACAAGUUGUAAUGGCUGGAGAUCCCAAACAGUUAGGACCUGUUGUUAUGUCAGUUUUAGCAAAAAUCUCGGGUCUGGGAUUGUCCAUGUUAUCUCGUUUUAUUAAUUAUCCAUCGUACUUGAGAGAUACUAAUAUUUUUCCAGAACACAAUGGUUUUAACCCAAAACUUAUUACACACUUAAUUCAGAAUUAUCGGGCAUUGCCAGAAAUCGUAUUGAAUUACAAUAAAUUAUUUUAUAAAUCAUUAUUAGUGCCAACUAUAUUGAAUGAUAACGCACCGGAAAGAAUAUUAUUAAAUAAUUUGAAUGAAAACGCUCAUUGGAAAAUAGAUUGUAAAGGACCAGUUAUUGUGCAUGGUGUAGUUGGUGAAGACAGCCAAGAUCCCAGUAGUCCUUCAUGGUUUAAUCCCCAUGAAGCUUUCCAAGUCUUAUUGUACUUUACUAGAUUGAUGAAGUCUGGAAUAUCUGCUGAUGACAUUGGAAUUAUCACUCCAUACGCUUCUCAAGUUUCCAAAAUUCAUGAGUUACUGAAAAUGUACCAUCCAGAUAUUAAAUUACCAAAAACGGGUACAGUAGAAAUGUUCCAGGGUCAAGAGAGAAUGAUUAUUAUCAUAUCAAUAGUUAGGAGCAAAUCCACAGUAGGAAGUGAAAAGGAUAAGAAAUUUAACCUUGGUUUUCUUACUGCUAAAGAACGCACCAAUGUCGCAUUGUCUAGGGCAAAAGCAUUGCUCAUAAUUAUUGGAAAUCCAUCAACAAUGCAAAUGAAUUACUAUUGGAAGUUUAUACUGUCACAAGCAAUCAAAAAUGAUAACUAUAUAGGGUGUAAUGUUACUGAAUAUUAGAAAUAAUCUGAAUACUUCAUCAAAAAUUAAACUCAAUUUAAAACUCCACAAUUUUUCACAAUUUAAAUUUUAU